Aspergillus glaucus CBS 516.65 is the source of this 1479-nucleotide messenger RNA. RefSeq lists its product as uncharacterized. Lineage: Eukaryota; Fungi; Ascomycota; Eurotiomycetes; Eurotiales; Aspergillaceae. Gene Ontology annotation, biological process: carbohydrate metabolic process. The transcript is spliced from 5 exons. The coding region runs from base 1 to 1479 and encodes 492 amino acids. The record is from RefSeq and is a predicted model, not a curated record. Gene Ontology annotation, molecular function: hydrolase activity, hydrolyzing O-glycosyl compounds.
AUGGCUCCCGCCCAGAAGCGCCAAAAUCCUGCCAUACCCGGAUGGCACAGCGACCCCAGCUGUGUCUUUGUCUCCAAAAGAGACAAUACCACCUUCUGCGCCUCUUCAACAUUCCUCCUGACACUCGGAAUCCCAAUUAUGCCAGCAAAGAUCUCACGACCUGGAAACUGGCUGACAGCCACGCCCUUUCCCGAGAAAGUCAAUACCCGGAGUUCCAAUCUAUCCAUCCCCCAGACCGACGGCAUUUGGGCACCGACACUUAGAUAUCAACAGGGGAUAUUCUGCGUCAUUGUCAUCUACAUGAAAAGCAUUUAUGGAACGAGCACCGGGUUGAUCUUCAACACGAGAGACCCUUUCAGCGACGAUGCUUGGACUGUUCCCAUUCAGUAUAACGCUGAGUCCAUAGAUCCGGAUUUUUUCUGGGACGAUGAUGGUACAGCUUACGUUGCGACUGCUGGGACCAAUCUUCAGACGGUGGAUGUCACGACUGGUGCCCUAGGGGAACCAAGCCGGAUCUGGAAUGACAGCACUGAGUACUUCCAGAACAUUGGGCACGCGGAUCUUUUUCACAACGCGAAUGGCCAUUGGUGGUCCUGCGCUUUGGCCUGGCGCUCCGGAUCUGAGGGACACACAUAUUUGAUGAGCCGAGAAAUGGUGUUGACAUCUGUGAUCUGGAAGCAAGGAGAUUGGCCAUCCUUCACUCCCGUACGUGGCAAUCAAAAGGGAUGGUAUCUUCCACCUUCAAACAAUAUAUCCCUAGUGACGGAUCUUUCGCCAAUAACCGGAUAUCAUUCAUAUACCAUCUCACCACCGGGUCAUCCUAGAACACUGAGGCUGACACCGUCAACUGCAAGCAUUACGUCUGGAUACAAAAACUAUACGGCCGGGUACGACGGUACAGAAUUCACUCUCAUUAUGCGCCGACAGACCGAUACACUGUUCCAGUAUAGUGUUGACGUAUCCUUCGCGCCAACAGCCCAGGAUGAGGAAGUUGGGGUAACGGUAUUUCUAAACCAAGUCCAAAACAUCAACCUUGGUAUCGUAAUGCUGCCAGUCAAUGCCACCAACAGAACAGGUUCAUCACUGACACUUCAUUUCCGCUUUCUUGUCUCCGGACUUAUAAGUAAUGAGAAGGAUAUACCAACACCUUUUGUUACAUUCGUCCCACACUCUUGGCUACAAGCUCCCAUUCGCUUGAUGAUCCGUGUAGAGAAUGAAACACUAUGCAUUCGUUCUUUGGUGGGAGUUUACGCCACCAGUAAUAAUGGGAAGGGGGCAACCAAGCCAUGUAUAUCGAGGUGGAGAUAUUCCGGCCUUGCACAGGAGAUCGGCAAUGGAGAGAAGAGGGAGGACCUCUCAAUAAUGAAAUUUGGUCAUGAUAUGACAAAUGUUUCCCACUAUGAUACAUGUACCAACUUAGCCAGAUGGGAUAACAUGGUGAGUUAUGGACUUGCCAAUGGUGAUGGUAAUUUCAACUAA